Lotus japonicus is the source of this 2139-nucleotide messenger RNA. RefSeq names its product protein NUCLEAR FUSION DEFECTIVE 4-like. The record is from RefSeq and is a predicted model, not a curated record. Gene Ontology annotation, cellular component: membrane. NCBI's taxonomy places the organism in Eukaryota, Viridiplantae, Streptophyta, Magnoliopsida, Fabales, Fabaceae. The transcript is spliced from 3 exons. The coding region runs from base 188 to 1813 and encodes 541 amino acids.
AUCCUGCCAGGCUGCCACUUAAUGAUUAUCUAUUAAUUUCAUCUUUCAUCAAAUAAGUUCAUGAUCGUGAACCUAUAAAUAAAAAAUGACCAAAACCAUUGAAAAGACAGACUCAAAAGCAAAAUAGUAUCCAAGUUCUCUAGAUCAUAAUUCCUCAAGUUGUUGUUCAUUUCUCAUUGUGAUCAUUAUGUUGUUAUUUCCAAGGUUUGAAGGUGGAAAAUGGCUAGGAUUUGUUACAGCCAUAUGGGUUCAAGCAAUAUGUGGAAACAAUUACACAUUUGCAAACUAUUCUGAUGUGUUGAAAAGCCUAAUGGCUCUGACCCAAAUGCAGCUGAACAAUCUCUCUGUUGCUAAAGAUGUUGGCAAGGCUUUUGGUGUGUUAUCUGGUCUUGCUUCUGAUCGUUGGCCAACUUCAGUUAUUCUCAUGAUUGGAGCCACCAUGGGAUUCAUUGGCUAUGGAGUUCAAUGGCUUGUUGUCAGCCACACAAUCACUCCACUCCCUUAUUGGCUGAUGUGUAUAUUCUUGUGUAUGGGAGGAAACAGCUCAACAUGGAUGAACACAGCAGUGCUUGUCACAUGCAUGAGAAAUUUCCCACAAAACCGUGGCCCAAUUUCUGGAAUUCUCAAGGGAUAUGUUGGACUCAGCACAGCAAUCUUCACAGACAUAUGCACAGCUUUGUUUUACUCAGACCCUUCAAAGUUUCUCCUAAUGCUCACCAUUGUUCCUGCUGUUAUUUGCCUCAUUGCUGCAAUCUUCCUCCAUGAAUCCCCACCAGCUUCAACCUCAGCAGAGGAAAACAGAGAAACCCAAUUCUUCAAUGCAUUCAAUAUAAUUGCAGUCACAGUAGCUGUCUACCUCUUAGUCUUUGACAUCUCAGGACCACACACCCAUGUUCUUUCUCUGGUUUUCACAGCAGGGUUACUCAUCCUGUUAGCCAUGCCACUUCUUGUACCUUUCUACUUUGUCUUCUUCAAAUCAAGCCAUGGUCUUGACAGAGAAAAACAGAGUGUUCACGAACCGUUGCUCGGCGAAGAAACCAAAAGCGUUGAAGAGAAGGAGGAGAACCAUGAAGUGAGUGAUGCAAUUGCAACCAAGGUGGAGGAGGUUGAGAUAAAGCGGAAACCGGUGAUAGGGGAGGAGCACACUAUCGUUGAAAUGGUGAAAACGGUUGAUUUCUGGGUUCUGUUUGUGUCGUUUCUCUGUGGAGUGGGAACAGGACUAUGUGUGAUGAAUAACAUGGGGCAGAUGGGACUAGCACUUGGUUACUCUGAUGUUUCUAUAUUCAUUUCAUUCAUCAGCAUUUGGGGUUUCUUUGGACGCAUCAUUUCUGGAUCCCUCUCAGAAUACUACAUCAGAAAAUCAGGCACGCCAAGGCUAGUUUGGAAUGCUGCUUCACAAAUUCUGAUGGCUGGGGGUUACAUUACAUUGGCCUUGGCCUUACCAGGAUCACUUUACAUUGGAUCAAUGUUAGUGGGAAUAUGCUAUGGAGUUCGUCUAACUAUAACACCAGCAGCAGCUUCAGAACUAUUUGGUCUCAAAUACUAUGGUUUAUUGUACAAUAUCCUAAUUCUCAACCUUCCUAUUGGUUCCUUCCUCUUUUCUGGUCUCAUCGCUGGUUAUCUUUAUGAUAUGGAAGCAACUAGUGUUCCUGAAGGGGGAAACACUUGCAUUGGAGCACAUUGUUUCAUGCUUGUGUAUGUGAUUAUGGCUUUUGCUUGUGUCCUUGGAUGUGGAUUGGACUUGCUGCUAGCAGCUAGAACAAAGAAGGUUUAUUCCAAGAUUCAUCUAGAGAGAAGUCAAGUCAAUUCCUAAGUUCAAUGUUGAAAAUCAUUAUGAAAUCAAAAUCAUGAUAGACAGAAACAAAUUUCUUCAGAUUUUGCUUGUGCCCGUCAUGAUUUUGAUUUCUCCGCAAUCUUCAACUGAGAUUUCAAACAUCCACGUAGACAGGCAGGCAAUUUUUUUGGUAGGGUUACGGUUUUCAACAUUUUCUUGUUAGAGAAUGAUUGUUAAUAUCUUUUCAUCAAAAUUUGAGUUUCUCUCUUCCCUUUUUACACGAAAGGGAAUAUGAAGAUGGUGUAAAAUUUUAAGGGUGUGAAUAAACAUUUUUUUUAUGUUAUAACAAAUAAAGUAAUUUUAUA